Colletotrichum truncatum is the source of this 504-nucleotide messenger RNA. NCBI's taxonomy places the organism in Eukaryota, Fungi, Ascomycota, Sordariomycetes, Glomerellales, Glomerellaceae. The record is from RefSeq and is a predicted model, not a curated record.
AUGAGGAAGGACCCUGUUCCCAUCUCCUGUCCACUAGAAGAACGAGUGAACGUUAUGCGGUCAUGGAUCAUGGGCAUCCGCCGAAAGAAGGACGGGCGCGGUGCAGCGGCAACGAAAAUUGAAAGCGCCCGGCGUGCCAGCAGCCCAGCUAGUGGAGACUGGCCUGAAGGCGAAGCUCCAAUCUGUCAUUGUGAAAAGCUCUCCAAGGCCGAACCCGCAACACCAGAAACGGCCGGCUACCAACCGCGUUACAUCAGGAAGAGGGACCUGACGGUCAUUCAAUACAUGGUUUCAAGCCUACAUAGUACGCUCAUGGGUCGUGACGUCCGAGCUUUCGAACCACAGCACUUGCACAAGUUCCCUCCUAGAUCCUGGCUAUUUGUCUUUGCAGGGAACACACUGAGCACCGCGACUCUUGUGAAGAUCCACCACCCACGAUAUGGAUCUGCUGCUACCGCUGCCAAAACAAACCAUCCAGAGAGCUUGUGGUUUGUGCUUUACUGA